AGAGUGCGCUUGUUGUUCGUGAAAAAAAAAAUUUUAUUUGUGAAUAUAAAUUUUAAUAAACAACAGUUCAAUAUCUCCCUUUUGAGUGAGAUAAUAUGUUGUAAACGUAUUCUUAUCAAGGUUGAAAGCUGUGAAUAAUGGUUUCGGGACUUUAUUCAAGCGGAUCGCAGGAUAAAAAAAUGAAUACUAUGCCGUCUACUGCGCCGACCUCAGCCGAUGCUUGUCUUAGCAUUGUGCACAGCUUAAUGUGUCACCGUCAAGGGGGUGAAUCUGAGGGAUUUGCAAAACGAGCGAUUGAAUCGUUGGUGAAAAAAUUGAAAGAGAAACGUGACGAACUUGACUCAUUGAUAACUGCAAUAACUACAAAUGGAGCUCAUCCAAGUAAAUGCGUCACCAUUCAAAGAACAUUGGAUGGCCGUUUACAAGUUGCUGGACGCAAAGGAUUUCCACAUGUCAUUUAUGCUCGUAUAUGGCGAUGGCCAGAUUUACAUAAGAACGAGUUGAAACAUGUGAAGUAUUGUCAGUUUGCGUUUGACCUGAAAUGUGAUUCAGUCUGUGUCAAUCCAUACCAUUAUGAGCGAGUUGUUUCACCAGGAAUUGAUUUAUCUGGAUUGACUCUUCAAGCAGGCCCAAGAAAUAUUGUGAAAGAUGAGUAUACGCCCGGCGGAUCUAUCGUUGGGCAAUCAAAUCUUGAAAUGGAUGGAAACGAGAUUGGAACUAUUCAACAUCAUCCGAUUCAUAUUCCUGGUAUGGGCUACACUGCUAUGGCCAUGCAUCAGCAACCAGGAUCAGGCGGCGAAGCGAAGCCGGGCUCAAUUAUAUAUCCACCUCGUGUGGUGCCUAAAGUUGAACCCAAUACAAAUGAUGUACAAGCCCGAAAUGUUUGGGCACAACCAUCUUCAGUUUCAUCACAACAGCGGCUUUCCCAUGCACCGCCACAUUCAACAACUCAUAUUCUGCCUCCUUUCACCCAACAACAGUGUAUUAGCGGUGGUGUUCAAGCUAAUUGGACAGCUCGAGGUUCUAAUACUUUGACGUAUACGCAAUCAAUGCAGCCGCCAGACACAAGAGCUAUGAAUCAAGCAUAUUGGCCACCAAUUCAAGCUGAAAUGACAAAUCAACAACAACGACUGUCACAACAACCAGCGCCAGAAUAUUGGUGUUCUAUUGCUUACUUUGAACUUGACACUCAAGUCGGUGAAACAUUUAAAGUUCCAUCCAGUAAGCCUCAUGUUACUGUAGAUGGAUAUGUUGAUCCAUCUGGUGGUAACCGUUUUUGUUUGGGUGCAUUAAGCAAUGUUCACAGAACCGAACAAAGUGAAAGAGCUCGUUUGCAUAUAGGAAAAGGAGUUCAACUUGAUUUACGUGGUGAAGGCGACGUUUGGCUUCGAUGUUUGAGCGAUCAUUCAGUGUUUGUUCAAAGUUAUUAUUUGGAUCGUGAAGCUGGAAGAACUCCUGGAGAUGCCGUUCAUAAAAUUUAUCCAUCAGCAUGCAUUAAAGUUUUUGAUUUACGUCAAUGUCAUCAACAGAUGCAAUCAUUGGCUGCUAAUGCUCAAGCAGCAGCUGCCGCUCAAGCAGCAGCUGUUGCUGGAAUUCCUGGACAUGUUGGUGUUCCAUCAAGAAAUUUGACAGCAGCUGCAGGUAUCGGUGUUGAUGAUCUUCGUCGACUUUGCAUACUUCGAUUAAGCUUCGUGAAAGGCUGGGGGCCUGAUUAUCCACGUCAAUCGAUCAAAGAUACUCCAUGUUGGGUUGAAGUACAUUUACAUCGUGCUCUGCAACUUCUCGAUGAAGUUCUCCAUCGCAUGCCAAUCGAUGGGCGUGAAACAAAUUAGACAGUGCAAAUUCAUGGUAAUAAAAUGACAUAAAAGAGAUUAUAAAAGAGUUAAAAGCUUUCCUGAGUUAUGAACAUAUAACGAAAAGAAGAAAAAACAAAAGAAGUCUUUCUAUUUUUUUCAGAAAUAAAACAGAAAUAAACAAAAGAAGAAUAUGCUAAGGAAGAUAAUAAUUAAAAAAAUCCCUCUACUGCUUAACUCUUUUUUCUUUCACAUUGAACUUCCGAUUGUCAUUUAAUGUCUUCAUUGACAAAUUUAGUUGGUAUUUUUCUGCUUACUAAUAGUACAUUUUAAAAAGAAAACUCAUAAACUCUACAUUGUAGGAAUUAGUGUGAAAAUAUUUUUCGGCAUCUCAAACAUUAAUAAGAAAUUUAUUGGAAAAAAAAAUAGUUUUAAUGACAUGCAGAGGCUCUAAACUUGGCUUCAUAGCGAAAACAUAAAAAGAAGAGUUGAAAUUUUGUAUACAUUGAUUUUUUUUUUGUAAUUGCUGGUAAUUACUCAAAUUAGACUUUGGUAAUCGAUAGAUGAGAGGAAAAUUAAUUUUAAUUAAUUUUUAAAAAAGUAAUUAAUGUAAUCGUUUGAACAUGGAAGAAGAAAAAUAUGAUAAAAAGAGACCUUUCUGUGGUCAUGAAAAAAAAGUAAAAAAUGCAAUUCUAAUUUUAUACGAUGAUGUUUUUAUAAUUUUUUUUUGACAUGGCAGUUAAGCGAAUAAAAAAAGUUCAAAGAUA
Clunio marinus is the source of this 2560-nucleotide messenger RNA. Lineage: Eukaryota; Metazoa; Arthropoda; Insecta; Diptera; Chironomidae. The record is from the annotation of a GenBank genome assembly.